This is a messenger RNA of Diceros bicornis minor, 780 nucleotides long. Its product is annotated as zinc finger protein 239-like. The record is from RefSeq and is a predicted model, not a curated record. Bases 49 to 780 code for a protein of 243 amino acids. Gene Ontology annotation, biological process: negative regulation of transcription by RNA polymerase II; regulation of immune system process; regulation of cytokine production. The transcript is spliced from 2 exons. Lineage: Eukaryota; Metazoa; Chordata; Mammalia; Perissodactyla; Rhinocerotidae.
AAAAGUGGCCCUGUAAAACAAGAAAUAAUAUCUGUACAAGACACCUGCAUGAAGGACCCGUCUACCUGCAUGUCAAUGCAGAGAUUCCACUCUGGAGAGGAUGCCUAUGAAUGUAAUGAGUAUGGGGAAGUUUUCACUUACAGAUCCACAGUGACUCAGCAUGUGUUAAUUCACAUGGGAAGAAAACCCUAUAAAUGUAAUGAGUGUGGGAAAGAAUUCCACAAGAGCACUCAGCUUUCUAUACACAAAAGGACACAUACUGGAGAAAAACCCUAUAAAUGUAACGAAUGUGGGAAAUGCUUCAGCCAAAAUGCUAACUUAUAUUCACACCAAAGGAGUCACACGGGAGAGAAACCUUAUAAAUGUAAUGAGUGUGGGAAAGAAUUCCAUCGGAGCACUCAGCUUCAUGUACACCGAAGAACUCAUACUGGAGAGAAACCUUACAAGUGUAAUGAAUGUGGGAAACACUUCAGCCAAAGCACUAACUUACAUUCACACCAAAGAACUCACACAGGAGAAAAACCCUAUAAAUGUAAUGAGUGUGGGAAAGAAUUCCCUCGGAGCACUCAGCUUUGUAUACACCAAAGAACACACACUGGAGAGAAGCCCUAUAAAUGUAAUGAGUGUGGAAAACACUUCAGCCAAACUGCUAACUUACUUUCACACAAAAGAAGUCACGUGGGAGAGAAAUCCUAUGUCUGUAAUAAAUGUGGAAGAGGUUUCUGUCAUCCUUCAUCCUUUAGUCAACAUAAGAGAAUUCACACUGAAGAGAAACCAUAG